GUUUGGGAGACGGUUGGUCUGGGACUCUCAUGGAUUCUCAUGCGAAACCCAGUAUAAGGAGCAUUGCAAUGUAAUUCAACGCGAAUUAUAUGCCGCUCCUUUAAGAAUCCCCCGUUUCCGCCCCGGAAAUGAAGGAAGAAAUAUGUUACCUGUAGUAACAUAUUGAACAGGAAUGCUAUGUACAGUUAAAUAAAAUAGUGUGUUUCGUUAUAGUUUAGCGUCGAGCAUGACAAAGCGGUAAGGAUGUGAUGAAUGCCGCUGUAGUCGUAGAGUUUUUGAAGUGUUUGAGAAAUAGAAAAAAAAGCUUAGUGUUUUUCCCUAGAAUUUCUUCAAUGAUGGCUGCAAUGACUUGGAAGGAAAUUGCACUGUUGGCCGGAGUAGUUGUGGCCUGUUACUGGAACAGCCUGUUCUGCGGAUUUGUCUUUGACGAUGUCUCCGCUAUUCUGGAUAACAAGGACCUGCGGCCCACAACUCCACUCCAAAAUCUUUUUCUCAAUGACUUUUGGGGAACUCCUAUGUCAGAGGAAAGAAGCCACAAGUCAUAUCGGCCACUGACAGUCCUUACCUUCAGACUGAACUACAUGUUUAGUGAGCUCAGUGCAAUGUCUUAUCAUCUCCUGAAUCUGCUGCUCCACGCUGUUGUCUGUAUCAUUUUCCUUCGGGUCUGUCGGCUCUUUUUGGAUAAGAAAUCGAGCCUGGUAGCGGCCUUGCUUUUUGCCGUUCAUCCAAUUCACACAGAAGCUGUUACCGGGGUGGUUGGGAGAGCUGAACUUUUGUCAUCUAUAUUCUUGCUAGCUGCAUUUUUGUCCUACACCAAAUCCAAAGGUUCAGACAAUUCAAUUGUCUGGACUCCUAUUGCACUGACAGUGUUGUUAGUUGCAGUUGCAACAUUAUGCAAGGAGCAGGGAAUAACUGUCAUUGGAGUCUGCUGUGUCUAUGAAGUAUUUGUUGCUCAAGGGUUUACUUUGCCUAUGUUGGUUGACACGUUGCUUCAAGUUCUGCGAGGAAAAGAUGGUCUUCCAUAUUCCAUUCUGCAAACAUUAUUAAAGCUUAUUGUUCUCAUUAUCAGCACUUUAUUAUUGGUAAUUAUAAGGGUGCAGGUUAUCCAAUCUCAGCUGCCUGUGUUUACCAGAUUUGAUAACCCUGCGGCUGUUAGCCAAACACCUACAAGGCAGUUGACUUUUAACUACCUCUUGCCAGUUAAUGCUUGGCUACUCCUGAACCCAUCCGAGUUAUGUUGUGAUUGGACAAUGGGUACUAUUCCACUAGUUGAGUCCUUACUGGAUGUCAGAAAUCUUGCCACCAUAUCCUUCUACUGUUUGCUUGGGAUGAUGGUGUAUCAAAGUCUCCGAUACUCUGAGAACUCAUCAAAAACUGUUAUCAUGGCGCUAUCUUUGAUAGUUCUGCCAUUUAUUCCAGCUUCAAAUUUGUUUUUUCCUGUGGGUUUUGUUGUGGCUGAGAGAGUCCUCUAUGUUCCCAGCAUGGGUUUCUGUAUUUUAGUAGCACAUGGAUGGAGGAAAAUUGCCCAGAAUGGUAAUCUGAAAAACAUUGCCUGGCUUGGUGUGGCCAUUCUGCUGGCAUCCCAUGCAGUCAAAACAGUUCAUAGAAACUGGGAUUGGGAGUCAGAGUACACGCUGUUCACUUCUGCUUUAAAGGUCAAUAAAAAUAACGCCAAACUCUGGAAUAAUGUUGGUCAUGCUUUAGAGAACCAGAACAAUUAUGAAAGAGCUUUGAAGUAUUUUUUGCAAGCCACAAGAGUUCAGCCAGAUGACAUUGGUGCCCACAUGAAUGUAGGAAGGACAUACAAAAACUUAAAUAAAACCAAAGAAGCUGAAGAUGCCUACUUGAUUGCAAAAUCUUUGAUGCCGCAGAUCAUUCCAGGAAAAAAAUAUGCAACACGUGUUGCUCCUAACCAUCUUAAUGUUUAUAUAAACCUUGCAAAUUUAAUACGGAAUAAUGAGUCACGCUUGGAAGAGGCAGACCAACUGUACCGACAGGCAAUUAGCAUGAGACCGGACUUCAAGCAAGCUUAUAUCAGCAGAGGAGAGCUUUUGCUGAAAAUGAAUAAACCAGUAGAAGCAAGAGAUGCCUAUCUCCGAGCCUUAGAACUAGACAGAACCAACGCAGACCUCUGGUACAACUUAGCAAUUGUAAACAUUGAAAUGAAGGAGCCUUCUGAGGCACUGAAAAAUUUCAACAAUGCUUUAGAGUUAAGCCCAAAGCACAAAUUGGCACUCUUCAAUUCUGCGCUUCUAAUGCAAGAGUCUGGCGAUGCCAGGCUCCGACCAGAGGCUAAACGAAGAUUCCAUAUCUACAUUGAAGAAGACCCCAAUGAUGCAAAUGGAUACUUUAACCUUGGUAUGCUUGCUAUGGAUGACAAUAAAAAUGAAGAGGCAGAGAAAUGGAUGAAAAAGGCCAUCAAGCUACAGUCAAGUUUCCGGAGUGCACUCUUUAAUUUAGCACUCCUGUAUUCACAGACAGGCAGAGAAUUGGAUGCCUUACCUGUUUUAAAUGAAUUAUUAAGAUUUUAUCCAGAACAUACUAAAGGCCUAAUCCUCAAAGGAGACAUUCUUAUGAACCAGAAAAAGGACACCAGAGGUGCCAAAGAAUGCUUUGAGAAGAUUCUUGAAAUGGACCCCAACAACGUUCAAGGAAAACACAACCUCUGUGUGGUUUAUUUUGAAGAGCGGGACCUUCUGAAAGCUGAGAAGUGCCUGGUAGAGACACUUGCCCUUGCUCCUCACGAGGAGUAUGUCCGUCGGCAUCUGAGCAUAGUCAGGAGUAAAAUUGCAGCUCUGAAUGCUGCAGCUCCAGCAGAUGGCAACCAUAGUCCAGCAGUGGAGGAAAAAAAAACUCAGCCAGAGAAGUCCAAGAAUGAGAAGAAUGCAAGGAAAUCCUUCCCUGCUAAAAAUCCCACAAAGAGCAAAGAGCAGUCAAAGAAGAUGGGGAAUGGCCUGCCUGAUAAACGGACUAAGACCAAAUCUACAAAAGAAAUCAAGGAGAUUGAAAAGAAACGGGCAGCUGCCCUAAAGAGACUAGAAGAAAUUGAACGUAUAUUAAGCGGUGAUUAACCUAAGUUAUUGAUGGACUAUUUUUAUACUACUGUCAGAAUUGUUGGGCUUGUUUUGAAAAAUGACAUUUUCCUAGUUUAUGCAUGCAUCAGUGCCCUAAGAGUUGAAAAAAUUAAUGUUAUAUUAAUAACAGGCCCCAUUUACUUUGCAAGAUUGUAUCUAAAUUAAGAAGAGGUUUUAUGUUCAGAAUUGAUUACUGUGAGAAAUGGGACUCAAGUGAAACAAAAAUUACAUAACUGUUGAAAUGAAAACACAGUUUAAAGAGAUGGUAUGUGAAAAAGCACAAUGUUAUUAAAACUAGAACCCAUUGUGAGAAUAUAAGUGUGUAAUGUUUUAGUUCACAAUUUCACAAUGGACAUCUUGUUCCAGGUUUUUAAAAUUUUUGUAUUGAUCACUGGGUAUGUCUCAUGUACUUUUAGUGCAUUUAGUUUUCUUCAGUAGUGUGAUUUAAUUAGUAGAAUGAUUGUUGUGUAAACAAUAAAAGGAAAUUACAAACAAUUACACUGUAGUUCUGGGGGAUGAUCUGUGUAAUAGUUCUUAAAUAACUCUACAUCUGCUUACUGAAUCAUUCGAUAAGUUUAGCUGUUGUAUUACUUCAUAUUGGACUUCCUCUAAGUAUGCUGUUUCAGUUGAUGUAAUACAAUUUCCUUUUAGAAAGCUUUUUUUUUCUUCUGACUUCACAGUUUGUAUUUAACUGUGGUUCCACGGAAACCACAGCUUGGAUUAUCUUGGGUCAUUCAUUUCAUAUCUGUAUUUAGAAAUAUGUAUUGUAAUGCCAGAAAAUAACAAUAACUACCAAAUGUAUAAUUUUGUAUGGUUGCUCUUUUGAACUGCACAUUGCAGGAAGGUACUGUCUCGACUUUAGAGUGCUUACUGUAAGCCCAAUUUAACUUGGUUAAAUUACUGUCUGUAUUGUAUGGGGAAAAUGCUCUCUUCAGCAUAAUAUAUAGGUAAAAAACUAA
Messenger RNA from Lepisosteus oculatus (spotted gar), 4033 nucleotides. It is a transcript of the gene tmtc3, whose product is annotated as transmembrane O-mannosyltransferase targeting cadherins 3. Gene Ontology annotation, biological process: protein O-linked glycosylation via mannose. Gene Ontology annotation, molecular function: protein binding; mannosyltransferase activity. The record is from RefSeq and is a predicted model, not a curated record. Lineage: Eukaryota; Metazoa; Chordata; Actinopteri; Semionotiformes; Lepisosteidae. Gene Ontology annotation, cellular component: endoplasmic reticulum.